AAUCGUUUUUAUUCCAGUUAUUGGCAUUACUUGUCAAAGGGAAAUAACUUGUUAUUGUGAUACCAGUAAUCUCCCUUCAUUUAUAAUUUAGCGGGAAAUAAUAUUACGUACAUUUGUGUUCAAAGAACUUGUGGAUGCUGUUUAAUGGAUUUGUGGGAAGUAUGUCCACAGAUGGUUUGUAUGAACAAAGAAGGCACAUUCUACGAUGGUUAUAUCGGUGUCAUGAAUCAGAAUUUCCGCUUGUCUCUCACUCUACCCCCUGAUGGUUCUCUCCGGGAAGCUGAGCUAAAGUUUCAGCCUGAUCUUUACUAUCUUUUAAUUGAGCACCAACCAUUGAUCAAACAGCGCCUAAGCCAGUGCCCAAGUGUUACAGCUUUUCUACAGGAAUUGAAGGUUCUUCUUGAAAAAGUUGUUGAAAAACCUAACAGAUCAUCAGAACAGUUUUUUCGAGUACCGAAUCGAUUGCUUAAUGAGUUGAAGCAACUAGGCUGGGAUAAAUUGGUCUAUAUUGGUCCUGCUUUCAAAAAACUGCAUCUCAGCAAGGAAGACGAUGAAGGGCGCACUCAUAUAUUGAAGAUACAACUUCAUGCUGAACACCCUCGGGUACAACCUACCUGUGUUACUGACCUUCCAAAAAUGUUUAAAUACACCUGGAAUCCAAAUAGUAAACUGAUUGAUCUUUAUACCCAGUUUGAAAGAGUGAUCCAAUCUUAUCAGAUGUUCUGGGAUGCCAUGGAAGAAAUCGACAAAAAAACAUGGGUUUUGGAACCCGAGAAGCCUACAUAUAGCGCUACGUUUCGAAGAAUAGCUCUAAGUCCAAAUUCAUCUCUCCAGGUAAUAUUUGAUCCUGACGAACCCCAGAACUUCGUCCAGUGUCAGUUCAUUGGUGCCGAGAGUGUGGUCGAUCCACUUAAGCAAAAUCUAAACACGAAUCUCCAGAAAUGGGACAUGGGCAUAAAUGUUCUUCAGAAUCUUGAGAAUUUACUGGAGAUCGAGUUUCCUUCUCCGGCUUUCACGAAGAAGGAAGAAUUUCUUGGGGAAUGUGGUAUUUGCUAUUCUUAUCGACUUGGCAUGGAACUGCCAAGCAAAGUGUGUGAAAGCGCCCAGUGUGGUCAACCUUAUCACCAGUCGUGCCUCUAUGAAUGGUUAAAAACUCUGCCAUCUAGUCGUUAUAGUUAUAACAUGGUGUUUGGGGAAUGCCCAAUAUGCAUGAAACCUUUAACAGUUACUGUUACUACAUCUGCAGAUUAAACUGUUUGUAAUUACAGUAACAUGAAUGUUUAUCAUUAUCCCUAUGAUGUUAUUGUUGGAAUUUAUUUUCUAAAUAGCUUCUCAGUAGUUAUCAUAAAUCCUUUCAAAUACUUUAAUUUAGCGAUUAUUUAUAUAUAAUCGCAUCUGUUUUCCAUGGUGGCAUGGGUUGGAUGGUUUGACAGAACCCAGCUUGCUGUAGGGCUGUGCUGAGCUCUAGUGUCAGCUUUUGGCAUAAUUUCUUUGGCUGGAUGCCCUUCCCAAUGCCAACCCCAUUACAGUGUGUUCCAGGUACUUUUUCAUAUGACUGGCACUCGAAAAGUCACCAAGUAACUCACAAGUCAAGUAAAGAAUGGGAAAACAGGAAAAAACAGAAAAAGAAA
Octopus sinensis (East Asian common octopus) is the source of this 1631-nucleotide messenger RNA. RefSeq names its product E3 ubiquitin-protein ligase FANCL-like. Gene Ontology annotation, cellular component: Fanconi anaemia nuclear complex; nucleus. Gene Ontology annotation, molecular function: ubiquitin protein ligase activity. Bases 145 to 1251 code for a protein of 368 amino acids. NCBI's taxonomy places the organism in Eukaryota, Metazoa, Mollusca, Cephalopoda, Octopoda, Octopodidae. The transcript has 4 exons. Gene Ontology annotation, biological process: interstrand cross-link repair; protein monoubiquitination. The record is from RefSeq and is a predicted model, not a curated record.